CCCCACAGUUUCCCGUAUUUCGCGUGGAGGUGCCCUUCGAGUCACACCUGUGCUCCUUUCUCCUUCGGCAGACUCCAUUUGAACGAGGAGGAAAAUGCAUUUCCCACGCUUCCUCAUCCUCAUCGUGACCGCGCUGGUCACGGCGGGAUACGCCGUCGCCACCCCGGCGGGAUUCGCCGUCGCCACACCGGCGGAACAUUCGCCCGACGAGUUUCGACCCUGGAGGCACCACCAGAAUCACGCGCAGGAGUACUGGCACGAGGACCAUUAUCAACCGUACUACUUCCACAAAAACUUGAGGGUGGUGAAGCCGUACUUCGGGAAUCAGGGACACCAUGCCUACCGGACGGCCACGCAUUUCGGCGGGUUCGGCCGUCGUCGUCGAUGAGGAGAGAACGUGUCGAUCGUUUUAGAAACGUCUGCAAACGUGUCGUCUCGGCGAUUUAGAAUAAAUUUGCGUGCGGGAAUGACAUUUUUGAAUACGUUUUUCGUGGAUUCGGGCGAAGUCCCUCGAUUUCGAUGCGGUCCUCCUUCUCUUUUAAGGGAAGAGAGAGUCGGUGGAUGGAAAAGUAUUCGUGUUUGUAGACCCGAUAUAAGUCUGAAUAAAGUAACUAGUGAGCCUACA
Darwinula stevensoni is the source of this 625-nucleotide messenger RNA. NCBI's taxonomy places the organism in Eukaryota, Metazoa, Arthropoda, Ostracoda, Podocopida, Darwinulidae. The record is from the annotation of a GenBank genome assembly.